AUGCAGGAGAGGCCCCUGGUCGUGUCUAUUCCCGUUGAAGGCGUCUUUUCCUGCCGGCACAGUAUUUACGAAGCCGCUCAGGAGAUGGUCAUGGCUGUUCAGGGUUCUGCGAGGGUUGGCGAUGCAGGGCUUCAGCGACGUAUUCUCUUCCGUGGUAUCCUCCCGUAUGAUGAUGAGGAAGUCGAGGAGGACUCACGGGCUCUGGCUAGGUGGUAA
This is a messenger RNA of Penicillium alfredii, 216 nucleotides long. RefSeq lists its product as uncharacterized. Lineage: Eukaryota; Fungi; Ascomycota; Eurotiomycetes; Eurotiales; Aspergillaceae. Bases 1 to 216 code for a protein of 71 amino acids. The record is from RefSeq and is a predicted model, not a curated record. The transcript has a single exon.